AUGAAAUUAAUAAAACCAAUUACUCUUGGAAUUCAAAAUUGCAUCCGAAUUUUAAUGAAUUUGUAGAAUAUAAUAAAUGUAAAGAAUUAUUGUCAAAUUUGGAUUUAGAUUCUUAGAAGUUUAGCUGAAUAAUAAAAUUAAAUCAAAAUACAUCCUUAACAAUAAUGUAAUUAGAAUCAAUAAUAAAUAUUAUAAAUAGGAGAAAUCAAAUUAAAGUUAAUUGAUUAAUCUAUUAAAUAAAUUAUCAAAUGUAAUGCAAUUUUUUUAGAUUCUUCUGGAUCAAUAAUGGUAUCAACCGAAAAGAAUGAUAUUAAUAUCUGAAGUUUUCUUAAAGAAACAAUCAAAUUAAUAACAGUUGUGCAAGGACAUAAUAAUUGGAUUUAAUGUUUAGUUUAUAGUAAGAAAAAAAUUCCUUUGUUUCGGGUGGUGGAGACAUGAGCAUAAGAUGUUGGCAGCGAUUGGAUUAAACUAUUUGGAUCAGUUAUAUAUAUCAUAGAGAUUUUUUAAGUUGCAUUUUAUUGAAUUCAAAUGAAGAUUUACUAUUUUCUGGAAGUGAUAAUGGAUAAAUUAUAGUUUGGAAGGCUAGUUUAAAUGAGAAUAAAUUAUCAUGUUUUUAUUCUUUAGAUCAACAUAACAAUUCAGCAUGA
Paramecium pentaurelia is the source of this 647-nucleotide messenger RNA. Lineage: Eukaryota; Ciliophora; Oligohymenophorea; Peniculida; Parameciidae. The record is from the annotation of a GenBank genome assembly.